Messenger RNA from Musa acuminata subsp. malaccensis (wild Malaysian banana), 1349 nucleotides. Its product is annotated as FH protein interacting protein FIP2. Gene Ontology annotation, molecular function: protein binding. Gene Ontology annotation, biological process: protein homooligomerization. The record is from RefSeq and is a predicted model, not a curated record. Lineage: Eukaryota; Viridiplantae; Streptophyta; Magnoliopsida; Zingiberales; Musaceae.
CGCCGUGGGUUAUUUUCGUGUCGGAGCGGUGCUCGAGGCAGGCGAUGAUGGGGUCCGGCGUUCCCUGGCCUCCAUCGCAGGUCCUCCUCAAUGUAGGGGGGAAGAAAUAUGCAACAACAGUUGAUACACUUACGCAACGGGAGCCUGAGUCCAUGCUUGGAGCAAUGUUUAGUGGGCGGCAUACUGUUUCUACAGAUGAUGUAACGGGAAUGAUAUUUAUUGAUAGAGAUGGGAAACACUUCAGGCAUAUCCUCAAUUGGUUAAGGGAUGGGAUCAUUCCAACACUCCAAGAUUCUGAGUAUCAAGAACUGUUGCGAGAGGCAGAAUACUAUCAGUUACUUGGAUUGGUUGACAACAUAAACACAAGUUUGAACAAAAGAAAAGACAAUGAUGGCUCAGUGGCUGAAUUAUCACGAACGGAGAUCAUCAAAUGCAUUCAAUCUGACAGAGUUAGGUUUCGAGGCGUGAAUCUUUCUGGCCUUGAUCUUUCUAAACUUGAUCUAUCAUUUGUUGAUUUCAGUUAUUCCUGUAUCCGGAAAACCAAUUUUUCAAGAGCUAAUCUCCAAAAAGCUAAGUUUGGGGAUGCAGAAGCGGAAGAUUCAAUCUUUCAAGAUGCAAUUUUGCGUGAGUGUGAGCUUAUUGGGGCAAAUCUUCAUGGAGCUUUAUUAGAUAGAGCUAAUCUUCAAAGUGCAAAUCUGCAAGAUGCAUGCUUAACUGGAUGUAGUCUCUAUGAAGCUGACCUCCGUUCGGCUCAUUUACAGAGUGCGAAGCUGACUGGUGCCAACCUUAAAGGAGCUAAUUUGGAAGGUGCCAAUCUAAAGGGUGCCAAGUUGAAUAGUGCAAAUUUGCAGGGUGCAAAUCUUCAAAGGGCUUACCUUCGAGAAGUUGAUUUACGUGACUCUAAACUGGAUGGAGCGAAGCUAGGAGGGGCUAAUCUACUUGGAGCAAUCAGAUGAUGAUGAAGAAGCUGCAGAAGAUAUCAAUGCCUACCUACUACUAUUCGAAGCAUAGUAAGUCUGUAUACGAAGCAGGUGAUAGAUAUCAAGCUGCUCAGUUGAGGGCUUAAUACACGCUGACGGAUCCUGAUCAUCAUCAUCAUCAUCAUCAUCUUGGAAGUGAAUUUAUAUGGACUUGUUGACUGAGCUUUGUGCCUUGUCUGAAAUCUAUUGCUGCUGAUAACCAUUUGGGUUGGUAUUGGUGAAUGUUGCAUAUUUGUGUCGCGUAACACAUUGGAUUCCUAAGUUUCAUUCAUUUGUACCUAUACUUAAACCUCAUUCUCCAUGUGUGGACUUGGAUAAAGAUGAAACGAUGAACAAAACUAGAAAAAUGUCUGUAGUUUAUUUCAUGUC